CACUGGUUAAUACCUGUAUUUCUGCUUUUGUACUGCUAAUAGUCAAACAUGUGUAAUACUUGUGUCCGCAUAUUACGGAAAUAUUAACCCAAGUUAGCCACACCAGCGUAGCGUUAAUGCUAAAAAUAACCAAGUUAGCUCGCUCAUUUUGCAACAACAUGUAUCGUAAACUAACAACAACAUUAGCGCUCUUAGCCAGGUGAAUCUAAAGAUACCAGGAAUGGCCAGGAGCAAUGACUGCUCUGUUCUUAAAGAUGUCGUUGCCUAUGUUGAUGUUUGGUCAUCAGACAAAACCGCAAACUACUCGAAACCAUUUGUUCAGCAGCUGCAGGAAAUGGGAGCUCAGGUAACAAAAACAUUCAAUAAACAAGUUACACAUGUAGUCUUCAGCAACGGUCACUCGGCUACAUGGAGAAAUGCCAAAAAAAAUGACGUGAGGCUUGUCUCUGUUCUCUGGGUCGGCAGAUGUUACGAUGACGGGGAGCGAGUGGAUGAGGAGUUGUAUCCAGCCUUUAAUGAUGAAAGCAAUCCUCUGUUGAAGAACAAGAGACAUCGUUGCAUGCAGCCAAAAGAUACUCCAGAGAGGACACCUGAAAACGACAGACGCAUGAGAAAAAAAUUAGACAAGAUGAUGAAAGACAUGGCUCCAAAACAACCUUUGGUUACAGAUGUGUCGCCCAUUAUUAUUGAUGAAAAGAAUGGAAUCGUCUAUAGCCCUGGGUUGAAAAGAUCAGCUUAUAUGGCGCAGCGUUUGAAAGACAUGAAAGAGAAACGUGAAAACCUCUCACCCACAGCUUCUCAAAUGACUGAAUCCUGCUCACCCUCUGAGAUGAAGCCUUCUCUUGGGAGCUCACCAGCCGUCUUCAAAUUCAUGUAUGAACAGUCUGAUGAUGAUUCCAGUGCUCCUGUUGCUGAACCUGCUUACUCACCUGAUAAGGAAGAAAGUAGAAAACAAGUUGAUGUUCUUGAUCAUGACCAUCUUGAACAACGCCACAGAAAAGGCUCCAACAAGCCGUGGCUCUCACCCUGCAAUGAUGUGCCAAAACGGAUUUUAAGUCCUGUGAAAUGUCUUGACUUCAUGGACAAAGAGGAGGAAGAAGGGACUAGAAAAAAAAAGUCAAGAAGGACUUCAGACAAAAAAAAAAAGCCAGCAGAGAAACACAAAAGUCCUUGCCAGGAUAUGACAUCUGACAACAGCAAGAAUGUUCAUAAAGAAAAAAGACAACCACAGAUAAAACCACCUAUUUCAUCACCUAACAAAUCUGAAAAGGGAAAGCAAAAUAUCAAAGCAGCUAAAUCCCUUACAGAGACCAAGACCCAUUUUUGUUCUGACGCUGCAAAUUCUUCUAGUUGCAUCUCGUCACCAACCACAUUAGGUGCUACUUCAUUUGAACUCUCAAAAGAAACUACUACUUCAUUACAGAAAUCCCCUAAACGAGCUAAACCGCCACGUUCUGCCUUGACACGAUCUUUCACCCUUUCCGGUGAGUCUAAAACUGUGGCCUCAGGUUCCACUGAUGGAGAUGAUGAUGUAUUUGAGGACUAUUUCUCCGCAGCUAACUACAAACCGAGAUCAAAAAGACCUUUGCCCAAUCUACCUGUGGAGAGAGACAUUCUGAUUCCUUUCGAGUUGGACUCUGUCCCGAAUAAGAAAAAAAGAAGUGAAAGCAUUGGAUCUGAAACUAACAGUAAAAAGAAGAUGAAACUGGAAAAAAUUCAGCAGUCUGAUGCAAGCAGUGAGCCUCAAAGCCAUCCACAACAGGAUGUUAAAGAAUCUUUGCCUGCAUCGAAGGGUCCAAGUGGUGAUGUAACAGUCGUGGCUAAAAGGCGAAGACAAAGCACCUUGCCAUUUACAAGCUCCAGCACAACUACAAGGGAUGCAGUGAAGCGGAGAAGAGCAUCUAUAUCAGUACAAACAACAAUGCUAAUGACUGACACUGUAUCGGAGCUGCAGAAAGACUCUGAUGUCAAUGUCCUUUCUCAUACCUUGGAAAAUGAAGGUAGAGGAAAUGUACGUACUGUUGGAGCUGUCUUAACAGAGAUCCCCUCUGAAGGUGAAGAAGACGAUCACAAUAAGUCAGUCAGCUUGAGUAUUCAGAACAUGGUUAACAACACAAAGGCUAUAAAAACAUUAGUCAUGACGAGCAUGACCACUGAGAAGCAGCACACAUUGGUUCAGGUGGUGACGACACUGGGUGGAUUUUCAAUCGUUGACCAAGUUUGUGAGAGCACAACUCAUGUGGUGUCUGGGGGUCACCGGCGAACUCUCAAUAUUCUGUUGGGCAUAGCUCGUGGCUGCUGGAUCCUGUCUUAUGAAUGGAUCCUCUGGUGUUUGGAGCAAAGACAGUGGAUUCCAGAGGAACCUUAUGAACUUUCAGACCAUUUUCCUGCAGCACAGAUCUGUCGUCUCCAGAGGCACCUGUCUGCCGGGGAGCACCAGCAGGAUCUGUUCCAAAGUCAGCCAGCCAUGUUUGUGUCCCAGCACUCUCAGCCACCCACUCAGAGUCUGGUGGAGCUGAUCCAGCUCUGUGGAGGAACAGUCUGCAAAACCGUGCGGCAGGCGGGCAUCUGCAUCGGGACGUACAGCGGCAGGAAGCCCGAGGGAAGCAGGAUCCUGUCUGAGCAGUGGGUGCUGGACAGUAUCACACAUUUGAAGCAGCUGUCAUAUGAUAACUACGACUUGGAGUGAAAGCUGUGACGUUUAGUUUUAAUAAUGAUAUGUACAAUGCCUGGUCACAUACCCUUGGUAUCUACCUUACAGUGUUCCUUGUGUGCAGGUUUAUAAUCUGUUUUGUGUUCAGGGGCUUUAAAUAAAUCCUCUCAAAUAUUCAGUUUUCAAAGAAUUUUAUUCCUUGGUUACUAUGGAAACAAUUCAAAUAACUGUGAAGCUUGGGAAACUGCACGGACAUAGUGUCGAUCCUUUCAUUCUUGCUAUUCUUUCAUAAAGUAAUAACCACUACUGUGUAACUGGGUUUUUAACAUGAGCUUUGAGAUUGUUUUUUCCAUUUAUAGCGAUGUGAUUUUAAUACUUGAACCAGUCUAACGUAUACUGAAGAUAACAUACUGUAUCUUUUUUAAAAUGUUUUGUGAUGCCAUUCUUAAUAAAUACUUGUUUAAAAAAA
Molecule: messenger RNA, 3122 nt
Organism: Cottoperca gobio
Lineage: Eukaryota; Metazoa; Chordata; Actinopteri; Perciformes; Bovichtidae
Gene: mcph1
Product: microcephalin 1
Exons: 15
Coding region: 221-2689 (822 amino acids)
Biological process (GO): mitotic cell cycle
Source: RefSeq, a predicted model, not a curated record